AUGGUCAAGCCAGGGGGCAGCUGCCCCGCUGAAGGCCCCUGCUCAGCAGACUGUUGCAUCAUAGACAUUUGCAGAAUGCCUUAUUUUAUGAGACUCGUUUUGUUCUCGUUUUGCCUGAUGGCUCUUGUGGAGAGCAGAAAAUCCAGGAGGAAGAGAUGGACAGGGCAGCUGGAAAUGCCCAAGCAAAGUCACUUGUAUAAAAAGAACCUUGAUGUGACCAAAAUCCGGCCAGGAAAACCUCGGCCUCUGCUCAGAGUAGACGACCAUGACUUCACCAUGAGGCCAGCCUUUGGAGGCCCUGCCAUCCCUGUGGGCGUGGACGUGCAGGUGGAGAGCCUGGACAGCAUCUCCGAGGUGGACAUGGACUUCACCAUGACCCUGUACCUGAGGCAUUACUGGAGGGACGAGAGGCUGGCCUUCCCCAGCACCAGCAACAAGAGCAUGACCUUCGAUGGCAGGCUGGUGAAGAAGAUCUGGGUUCCCGACGUCUUCUUCGUUCACUCCAAACGGUCAUUUACUCACGACACCACCACAGACAACAUCAUGCUGAGAGUGUUCCCAGACGGCCACGUGCUGUACAGCAUGAGGAUUACCGUCACGGCCAUGUGCAACAUGGACUUCAGCCACUUCCCCCUGGACUCCCAGACCUGCUCUUUGGAGCUGGAGAGCUAUGCAUACACAGAUGAAGAUCUGAUGCUGUACUGGAAGAAUGGGGACGAGUCCCUGAAAACGGACGACAAGAUCUCCCUGUCCCAGUUUCUGAUUCAGAAAUUUCAUACGACGUCCAGACUGGCCUUCUACAGCAGCACAGGCUGGUACAACCGUCUGUACAUCAACUUCACUUUACACCGUCACAUCUUCUUCUUCUUGCUCCAAACCUACUUCCCUGCCACCCUCAUGGUCAUGCUGUCCUGGGUGUCCUUCUGGAUCGACCACAGAGCUGUGCCUGCCAGAGUUUCACUGGGAAUCAUGACGGUGCUGACCAUGUCCACCAUCAUCACGGGUGUGAACGCCUCCAUGCCCCGAGUGUCCUACAUCCGGGCGGUGGACAUCUACCUCUGGGUCAGCUUCGUGUUCGUGUUCCUCUCGGUGCUGGAGUACGCGGCUGUCAACUACCUGACCACGUUGCAGGAGCAGAAGGAACGGAAGUUUCGAGAGAAGGUGAGGAGUCUUCACUCCUUUUCUCCUUUUCCAUGCAUGUGUGGAAUGCUUCACUCAAGAACCAUGAUGCUAGAUGGAAGCUACAGUGAAUCCGAGGCCAACAGCCUGGCUGGCUACCCAAGAAGCCAUAUUCUGCCAGAAGAAGAAAGGCAAGACAAAAUAGUGGUCCAUUUGGCCCUCAACAGUGAAUUGACAUCCUCCAGAAAGAGAGGCCUUCUCAAAGGCCAAAUGGGGCUCUACAUCUUCCAGAACACCCACGCCAUUGACAAAUACUCCAGGUUGAUAUUUCCGGCCUUCUAUAUAUUUUUCAACCUAAUUUACUGGUCAGUGUUUUCCUAGGGAUUCCAAGGCUGUGUCUAAGAAAGGGCAUGGACAGCCCUUGGUGGACACAUGGACCUGAUGACCACACUUCCUACACCAGGCCGAGCAGCUGGCUUGGAG
Molecule: messenger RNA, 1602 nt
Organism: Peromyscus eremicus (cactus mouse)
Lineage: Eukaryota; Metazoa; Chordata; Mammalia; Rodentia; Cricetidae
Gene: Gabrr2
Product: gamma-aminobutyric acid type A receptor subunit rho2
Exons: 9
Coding region: 1-1500 (499 amino acids)
Biological process (GO): signal transduction; nervous system process; chemical synaptic transmission
Cellular component (GO): GABA-A receptor complex; synapse; membrane
Molecular function (GO): extracellular ligand-gated monoatomic ion channel activity; neurotransmitter receptor activity; GABA-A receptor activity
Source: RefSeq, a predicted model, not a curated record